Messenger RNA from Clarias gariepinus (North African catfish), 1774 nucleotides. RefSeq names its product ddb1 and cul4 associated factor 13 (gene dcaf13). Gene Ontology annotation, molecular function: protein binding. Gene Ontology annotation, biological process: maturation of SSU-rRNA from tricistronic rRNA transcript (SSU-rRNA, 5.8S rRNA, LSU-rRNA). NCBI's taxonomy places the organism in Eukaryota, Metazoa, Chordata, Actinopteri, Siluriformes, Clariidae. The coding region runs from base 128 to 1465 and encodes 445 amino acids. The record is from RefSeq and is a predicted model, not a curated record. The transcript is spliced from 11 exons. Gene Ontology annotation, cellular component: nucleolus; small-subunit processome.
CGUGACUUGCGCGCACCAUACGCGUCAUAUAAACACGCAUGAUUCGGUUAUGGUUGUUUUAUUGACUUAGACAUUAUACGUUGUUAAAAAAAUUAAAUAAAAGUAAGCAAACGUGUUAUAAAGCGCAAUGAAGGUGAAAGUGCUUUGUCGGAAUCCGGACGAUUACGUUCGAGAGACGUCAAGAGAUAUCCAGCGUGUUCCCAGGAAUUAUGAUCCCUCUCUACACCCGUUCGAGGUGCCGAGAGAGUACACCAGAGCCCUGAAUGCCACGAAGCUCGAUCGGAUAUUCGCCAAGCCCUUUGUGGCAUCGCUGGAUGGUCACAGAGAUGGCAUCAGCUGCAUUGCCAAGCACACCAAAAGUCUGUCUACGGUGUUGUCCGGCGCCUGCGAUGGACAGGUAAAGGUCUGGAACCUGAGCAAGAGGGAAUGCUUGAGGACGAUUCAAGCUCACGAGGGCUUCGUCAGAGGAAUAUGCUCGCGCUUUUGCGGGACUUCAUUUUUCACGGUAGGAGACGAUAAGACCAUUAAGCAAUGGAACAUGGAGCCCCCUGGUUACGGUGUGAGAGAGGAACCGAUCACUACUAUACUUGGCAAGACUGUAUCUACUGGCAUUGAUCAUCACCAGACUGAAGGCACUUUUGUAACAUGCGGCCAGACGGUGGACAUCUGGGAUGAGCAGAGGAGCAGCCCCAUUCGCUCCUUCAGCUGGGGGGUGGACAGCUUCAGCUGUGUUCGCUAUAACCCCAUAGAGACGGAGCUCCUUGCCAGCUGCGCUUCGGAUAGAAGUAUCAUACUGUACGACAUGCGAGAGUCGACUCCGCUUAAAAAGGUUGUAAUGCAAUUAAGAAGUAACACACUUUGCUGGAACCCCAUGGAGGCAUACAAUUUCACAUGCUCCAAUGAGGAUUAUAAUCUGUACAGCUAUGAUAUGAGGCGUCUGGACACACCUGUUAUGAUACAUAUGGACCACGUCUCCGCCGUGUUGGACCUGGACUACUCGCCCACAGGAAGAGAGUUUGUGUCGGCCAGUUUUGACAAGACGAUUCGCAUUUUCCCCAAAAACCGCGGCCACAGCAGGGAGGUGUACCACACCAAACGCAUGCAGCACGUCAUCUGCGUGAGAUGGUCAGCGGACAACAAGUACAUCCUGAGUGGCUCAGACGAGAUGAACAUCCGCAUCUGGAAGGCCAACGCCUCAGAGAAACUGGGAGUGCUCACAAACAGAGAAAAGGCUGCCAUACAUUACAACCAGAAGCUGAAGGAGAAGUUCCAGCACCACCCGCAGGUGAAGCGCAUCGCCCGUCAUCGACACCUGCCAAGAGACAUCUUCAAACAGAAACGAGAGCUGCGGGAGAUGAAGGAGGCAAAACGCAGGAAGGAACAAAACGUACGCAAACACAGCAAGCCGGGCUCCGUUCCCUUGGUGACCGAGAAGGAGAAACAUGUGGUGACUGUAGUGGAAUAGCACGUCAGUGCCUAGAGGAGCUUCAAUCACUCUCUCUCUUUCUCUCUCUUACACACACGUACAUUCAUAUUAAAAGACUUUUACUCCAAUCUGCUCUGCGCUGUUGCCGUUCUGAGACGUUGUCAGCAGUUCCAGCUGAUUUGCAGUGUCUACAUUGUGGUAGACUGUCUCAGGAUCAGCCGUAUUUUUUCAUCAGAAUUUAGUAAAGGAUACUUUUGAGAUCUGAUUCUUGAUAUCAUUAUCAGACCUAUUUAAGUUUAUACACUCAGCAUGAGAUACUCACAAUUAAUAAUAAAAUGUUGAGUUUAU